Messenger RNA from Bombina bombina (fire-bellied toad), 1633 nucleotides. It is a transcript of the gene HSPB7, whose product is annotated as heat shock protein family B (small) member 7. Bases 181 to 687 code for a protein of 168 amino acids. Gene Ontology annotation, cellular component: cytoplasm; nucleus. Lineage: Eukaryota; Metazoa; Chordata; Amphibia; Anura; Bombinatoridae. The record is from RefSeq and is a predicted model, not a curated record. Gene Ontology annotation, biological process: heart development. The transcript has 3 exons.
UGGGUGGGAGAACUGAGAUUUGCUGGAACACUAGUAUAUAAGCAAUGAUGUGCUAGAAAGUUCAUACAGACACACAGGCACCUGCCGGUAUCACAUUCCUCCGCACUGUGUUUAGUAUUUCUCAUUGUGUUUCUCGUCUCUGAAUCUGUUUCCUCUGCUGAUUACAGAAGUUUAAUUUCAAUGAACCUGAAAUCUUCCUCUGCUUUCCGAUCUGAGCACAGCUUCAAGCAAAGCACCUCAUCCACCGGUCAUCCCGGGGAAAAAUUAAUGGACAAGUCUCUGGGCAUCUUCGGUGAUGAAUUUGGUAAAUUCAGGAGGCCACACGGCGAAUCCCUGGUAUUCUCAGGCAAGUUGGAGUCACUUAAAGCUGGAGCAGGGGGUGCUGGGAAUGUGAAGACGUUGGGGGACACUUAUCAGUUUGAGGUGGACGUGAGAGACUUUUCUCCUGAGGAUAUCAUUGUCACCACAUCAAAUAACCAGAUCGAGGUCCAUGCUGAGAAGCUGGCUGCGGAUGGGACAAUAAUGAACACAUUUACCCACAAGUGUCAGCUGCCCGAAGAUGUGGAUCCUACCACAGUGACCUCUGCCCUGGGAGAGAGUGGCAUACUCACUGUCAAGGCAAAGAGACAUGCCAGCAAACAUGCUGACCACCUACAGCAAACUUUCCGGACUGAGAUCAAAAUAUAAAGAGUGUGAUGAGUUCCAGAAACAGGUGGUCAGAGGGCUUUGGCCUCAUUUGCUCAUCAAAUAUUCAAGAUUUGUAUGGACACCCAAACAAUCAUCCUAGAUGGGGUUGUACUGAUGAGGAACUUACCAAAGGUUUUAAUGAGUGGUUUGCACUGCAUCACAAACUGUGUUUAGUUUUUGUUUGUCACUUGUGUACAUAACAAAUGCAGCAUCUGCUGGUGUAAGGACUGGUAGUGAGUUUUGUAUUACACACAAGUUUCAUAGCUAGGAUGGACAUUCCAAAAACAAUGUGUAGGUCAUAGCAAGCAUCUGUAGGCACCAAAAAACUAGUCAGGUAGCAUUGAAAUAUGUUGCAAAGAAUGCUUUGUGGGAUAUUUCACAUGUUAUAGAUCAGGGGUGCCAAACACUGGCAUGCUUGCUAAGGUGGCAUGCAAAUAAUAUUGUUUAUGUGUGACAUGCAGUGCUGCCCCUAGACUACCAAAAUGCUGACCACUGGUGGUUACGUGGUACUAUCCGCAAGAAAAACUUUUAGAAAGUUAUUGCUAAUUUGGCACACACCAUGGGCAUCCAAAGAGGGGGAUAUGAUGGGCAAAUGCCCUCUCCUGAAAUUACACUCUUUAUAUUAAAUCAUAAGCACCCACUGGUGUCACUCUUUUGAUACCAAUAAGCCAAUAUUUUUAAAAUGAUGUGCAGCUCCUGUGUACAACAAGCGACUUUAUCCUGCUGAAAAUAUUAUUACUGAUAUUUUGUUCACUGUAUUUAUUUUUUUGCCCACCACCGGAAAUCUUUCUGCGGAGGUCCAUGUUUGCCACCCCUGUUAUACAUAAAAAGGAACGGGAAUUUGGUUAAAGCUAACCUGCGAAGUAUGUGUUGAUUUGUGUUUUUUCGUAGAGAUAAAUACUUUUACUAAGAUUUAAAUAAAACAUUUAAAUAAACAACUGAAAAA